UAAAAAAUCAUAGGAAUAAUAAAAAUAUGCUUAAACAUGGGAAUUAGUAGAGCAUUUUUGUGUAAAAUAAAUAUCGAGAUUUGGCAAGGCUAAGAACUGAAAUUUCCUCCCGCUUCAUUAAAAUUUGGCAGAAAUCACUGAUUCAGACUUGAAAUCAUACAAAUUCUCUCAAAAUCGAUCAAUAUUGUAAUCAUACUCAACAGAUUUUUACUCGUUAAUCACAGUAGAGUGGCAAAUCAGUUGUUGAUUCCAUCUAACAAUUCAUAGAUUUGGGUAUUCGAGAAUUCCAGAUUGAAACAUGAGAGCUCAAUUUCAUAAUCAAACUCAAAGCAAGCACCGACAUUCAACUAUAAAACAUCUAGUUUGCAUAAUCGUCUGUUUCUGUCUCUUCGUUUUCUUCAUUCAAUCUUCUAUCUUUAGCGGCAGUCGAAACCCAGAUCUUUCCAAUAGAUUGGAAGUUGAAAUUUUGUCUCAGUUCCAGAGCAAUGUUCAGCAAUGCGUGGCAAAGAGAGGUCUUGGACUUACAGCACAUAUUAUUGAUCAUUGCAAAUUGAAACUCAAAUAUCCUGAAGGCACCAACAGCACAUGGUAUAAUGAGCAGUUCAAGAAGAAGGAACCAUUAGAGUAUGAUUAUGAUGUCUGUGAAGCAAUUUUACUUUGGGAGCAGUAUCGUAAUGUAACAACAGUAUUGACCAGAGAGUAUCUAGAUGUUCGUCCAGAUGGUUGGUUAGACUAUGCAGCAAAAAGGAUAGCCCAAUUGGGAGAUAAGAAAUGCUACAAUAAGUCUCUUUGUGAUGAGCUUCUCAGUCCUAUAUUACCGGCCAUACCUCCCUUUCAUCCCCGUCAAUUUGAAAGAUGUGCAGUUGUUGGAAAUUCUGGAGACCUUCUAUUAACAGAAUUUGGUGAAGAGAUUGACAGUCACGAUGCGGUGAUUAGAGAUAAUGAGGCCCCGGUUAAUGAGAAAUAUGCCAAAUAUGUUGGUAUGAAGCGGACUUUUCGUCUAGGAGUUAGAGGCACCGCUCGUAACAUGAUCAACAUCCUUAAAGGGGCCCCUGAGGAAGUAUUUAUCAUCAAAAGUGUGACACACAGAGACUUCAAUGAGAUGAUAAAGAGUAUUGCAAAUCCAGUAUACCUAUUCCAGGGAAUUGUGCUUCGUAGAGGAGCCAAAGGGACAGGAAUGAAAUCUAUAGAGCUCGCUCUUUCAAUGUGUGACAUUGUCGACAUAUAUGGUUUUACUGUUGACCCUGGGUACAAAGAAUGGACUAGAUACUUUUCUGAACCGAGGAAGGGACACAACCCUCUUCAAGGAAGAGCAUACUAUCAGCUACUGGAGUGCUUGGGGGUGAUAAGAAUACAUUCACCAAUGAGAGCUCAAAGAAGGGAAGAUUGGUCAAAUAUACCAAGUCGAGAUGCUAUAAAACGGGCUCACACUGCAGCUAUCCGUUUAAAGCAUAGUGAGACGGGUCAAGUUGGGAACGAGGGCCAGUUCAGGAAUUGCAAAUUUUGGGGCGAGAAAAGUGCUGCUUACAAUGGACCCAUCUCUGGUUCUUCAGACAUGAGUGAAGUCAGAAAGAAUUCAAAUUACAGUAAAUGGGAAUUGAUGCCUUUCGAGAGCCUGAGAAAGGAAGCACGAGAAUACUACCAACAAAUGGAGGGUGUUUCCUUAUAUAAGGUGGACGGUAACAAGUUGGACGAUCUUGUUUGUAUAAGACACACUUCAAAAGUUGCAGUAUAAUCAAUAUAUAUUUAUCCCAGGAACUCUCAUCCGCACCCAUUUGCCAAUGCACCUUCAUAUCUGCAAUUUUCCGAGUGGUUAUCUUUCAGGUUUUGCCAUGUUUAGUACCGAAAUGCAAUCCAUUAAUGACGUUAACAGGUUUCGUAUGGCACCUCUCUUCUUGACAAUCAGGUUUCAGGGCAGAUGUCAGAUUCCGGUAACAUGUUGCAGAUAUUACACAUUUUUUGGGUGCAGUUAUAUUCUUCUUAUAGCUGAUUCUGAUUGUCCCUUGUACCUCAAAAAUGUCCUACCGUUUUCUGUUGUAAUUCUUUUAUAAGAUAUUAGUGUUUGUCAGUUUUCUCUUCGGAAUGUAUGUAUGUUUUUAGAUACUAAUUACAUAAAAGAACUUGAAUCUGAUGAUAGACCAAAGAUUUACGGUUUAAAUGUUAAUCUUAACCGGGGGUUUGGCAAACUAGCUUAUUGAGCAAUUUUAGCUUAUUUUAAUAUAACUAGAAGGUUGGAUAGUUAAACUAGCUAAUGCUAUUGUUAGGUGAAUUAGCUGGUUGAAACAGUUUAUUGAUAUGAAUAAGUUGUUUUUGAACAAGCUGCUCAUAGUAGCGUGUUUAAAAUUAGCUGGUCAAACUAAUUAUUAAAACCAGUUGGUCAAAUUAGCCUUUAUAAUCAGCUACCAGUUAUUAGCCAUUUGUCAAACACCUUUAUAUUUUUUUCUCUAAUACUCUUUUGUCGG
Amaranthus tricolor (Joseph's coat) is the source of this 2462-nucleotide messenger RNA. RefSeq names its product sialyltransferase-like protein 1. Gene Ontology annotation, biological process: pollen germination; pollen tube growth. NCBI's taxonomy places the organism in Eukaryota, Viridiplantae, Streptophyta, Magnoliopsida, Caryophyllales, Amaranthaceae. Gene Ontology annotation, molecular function: sialyltransferase activity. The transcript is spliced from 11 exons. Bases 299 to 1735 code for a protein of 478 amino acids. The record is from RefSeq and is a predicted model, not a curated record.